UGCCUACAAUUUGAAAGCAGGACCUAGUAGAACAGUUGGACUUUUCCUUCAAGGAGGCAAAGAUUGGAGCCCCACACUGUACAUUAGGCUUGUCCAGGAUUACGGUCUUGAAAGUGAGGCGGCACAGCAUCUUGCUGCUACUUAUGGCGACAAGGCUUUUGAAGUGGCCAAAAUGGCAAGUGUGACUGGAAAAAGGUGGCCUAUUGUUGGAGUACGACUUGUAUCAGAAUUUCCGUAUACUGAAGGAGAGGUGAAAUAUGGAAUUAAGGAGUAUGCCUGCACGGCUGUGGACAUGAUUUCACACCACACUUGCCUGGCUUUUCUCAAUGUCCAGGCUGCAGAAGAAGCCCUACCCAGGAUUGUUGAACUGAUGGGCAGAGAACUGAAUUGGGAUGAGAAGAAGAAAGAGAAAGAACUUGAAACAGCCAGAAGGUUUCUUUACUAUGAAAUGGGCUAUAAAUCUCGAUCGGAACAGUUAACAGAUCGCUCUGAAAUUAGCCUACUACCUUCAGACAUUGACAGGUACAAGAAGAGAUUCCAUAAGUUUGAUGCAGACCAAAAAGGCUUUAUUACCAUUGUUGAUGUUCAGCGUGUAUUGGACAGUAUCAAUGUGCAAAUGGAUGAAAAUACAUUACAUGAAAUUCUGAAUGAAGUAGAUUUGAACAAAAAUGGGGAGGUUGAGCUCAAUGAGUUUUUGCAGCUGAUGAGUGCUAUUCAGAAAGGAAGGGUAUCUGGAAGCCGGCUUGCUAUUCUAAUGAAAACUGCAGAAGAGAACCUUGACUGAAGAGUUCCGAUUCCUGUGGACCACAGUUGUGGAGGAUUGUGAGUCUGACCAGUAAAUCUACUGCCAACAAAAUUAGGAACAACAAAUCACCAUAUAACAACCAGAGAGGUCUUAAACCACUCUAAAAUAGUGGCUAUGGUAGCUGCUAUUUUUUUUUAAACACUGGAAAACAUUCCAAAACGUUAGGAUGUUGGUAUAUUUACCAGCCUAACUGAAUGAAAGUUUAUUUGUAUGUACCAUUCAAUCUGGCUUCUAAAAAGCGUACUUUCUCAUUUUCAAUGCACAUUGAUUUCAUGUUUUACAUCCAUUUUGUGACCUGUUAGACUUGACACUCUCCCCUUCUGAUUUUUCAUGUAUUCUAAAUCAGUUCUAGAAGCAGAAUCUUUUGGCAGAAAUUGAAGAAAAUAGCUGGAAAAAUUUUGUGACAUACAUAAAAUUCUGAACAUUGAGUUUGUGGAUACCAUUUGUUCUUAAAAAGAGUGACCUAUUGAAAUGAUACCCCCUUUCUUCUUCCAGCUUGUCUAACU
Heterocephalus glaber (naked mole-rat) is the source of this 1311-nucleotide messenger RNA. Lineage: Eukaryota; Metazoa; Chordata; Mammalia; Rodentia; Bathyergidae. The record is from RefSeq and is a predicted model, not a curated record.